AUGUGUUUAAGUUUUCAGGAGACAGUGAUGGGUCAAACGUUGAGUGAGCCGGUUACCACGAAGGAAACCGCUUCUUGUGGAAAUUCUAUGUAUAAAAUAGGUAGCUCCUGUAUGCAGGGUUGGCGUAUCAACAUGGAAGAUUCACAUACGCAUCUCUUAGCUAUCCCUGAUGAUAAUCAAGCAGCUUUUUUUGCUGUUUACGAUGGCCAUGGUGGAGCAAAAGUAUCGCAGUAUGCUAGCAUUCAUCUGCACAAAUUCAUCACCAGUAAUUCAUAUUAUGCCGAGGGUAAUAUAGAAGACGCAAUAAAGCAAGGUUUUUUGGCAUUAGAUGAAAAAAUGCGAAAUGAUGAUGAAACACGGGAUGAUAUGUCAGGCACCACUGCAGUGGUGGUUCUCAUAAGAGACAGAAAGAUUUACUGCGGUAAUGUUGGCGAUUCAAGAGCAGUAGCAUGCAUUGCUGGUAUUGCACGUCCACUGAGCUUCGACCAUAAGCCAGCAAAUGAGCUAGAAGCAAGGCGAAUAGUUGCAGCUGGUGGUUGGGUUGAAUUCAAUCGAGUAAAUGGCAAUUUAGCAUUAUCUCGUGCUUUGGGUGAUUUCGGUUUUAAAAAAAAUGAGCAAAUGCCUCCGGAAGGACAAAUUGUAACCGCUUGCCCCGAUGUAGUCGUCUGUGAUCUAACUUACGACCAUGAGUUUAUCAUACUGGCCUGUGACGGUAUAUGGGAUGUUAUGUCGAAUCAAGAAGUUAUUGAAUUUUGCAGGAGUAGGUUGGCCACUGGUCAUGAACCUGAAGCGGUAAGUUUAUAUGCUUCUAAUAUGACUAAGAAUCUGUUGAUUAUAACUCUUUUUGAGCGCUGUGUUUAA
Molecule: messenger RNA, 861 nt
Organism: Thelazia callipaeda (thelaziosis nematode)
Lineage: Eukaryota; Metazoa; Nematoda; Chromadorea; Rhabditida; Thelaziidae
Source: the annotation of a GenBank genome assembly